This is a messenger RNA of Manduca sexta (tobacco hornworm), 1188 nucleotides long. RefSeq names its product sulfotransferase 1 family member D1. Gene Ontology annotation, biological process: sulfation. Lineage: Eukaryota; Metazoa; Arthropoda; Insecta; Lepidoptera; Sphingidae. The record is from RefSeq and is a predicted model, not a curated record. The transcript has 10 exons. Gene Ontology annotation, cellular component: cytoplasm. The coding region runs from base 90 to 1172 and encodes 360 amino acids. Gene Ontology annotation, molecular function: sulfotransferase activity.
ACACAUUCCACGCUCAGUCCAGUGGUUUUGUGACCGCGGAACAGACGGGUGGACAGUGAUCGUGUGUUGGACGACCCUAAGGCAUCACUAUGGGAUGCCUUGUUCAGAGUUCGGUUUUGCUUCUAUAUAUGAGCAGUUCGCUUACAUACAUCGAUUGCUGGAGUCAACAUGCAGUUGAAAAAAAGUUGACGACAAUGCAAAAACAAUUCCCGCUCGAUAUCGUACCCCUAACUGAUGAAGAAGACAAAAUAGUCAAAAAGUAUUACAAAGAUUAUACUCGCCGGUUCCUACGGGUUGGUCCCCAGGGAUAUUUCAGCACCCCAGGGUAUGCUGACCACGCAGCAGACAUCUACAAUCUGGAAGUGAGGCCUGAUGAUGUGUGGGUCACCACAUUCUCUCGAUCAGGUACAACAUGGUUGCAAGAACUAGUGUGGCUGGUAGCAAACGACCUGGACUUCGAGAAAACUACCAACGAACCCUUCACCAAAAGAUAUGCCUACAUUGAGUACCCCACUCAAGCUUCGGAUAUUACUAAGAUUGUCCCUACAAAUCCAUCGCAUCGGGCGACGUUCGACGACUUCCGAACACUGCCGAAUAUGACGUCACCGCGGUUUCUCAAGAGCCAUCUACCUCUGUCUUGCCUGCCACCAAACCUUCUGGACACUGCUAAGGUUUUCUACAUAGCGCGGGACAUUCGUGACGUCGCGGUGUCAUUCCAUUUCGCGCAUAAACUGUUCAGAUAUUUCGACGAUGACGUCACUUUUAAGGAGUUUUGGGACUUGUUUAAAAACAAUUUAAUCCUGCACACGCCGAUAUUUCCGCACGUGCAGGAGGCGUGGUCUCAAAGAAACCAUCCCAAUUUGAUGUUCUUAUUCUACGAGGAAAUGCAGAAUGACUUACCUGACGUGAUUGACCGUGUGUGCACUUUUCUUGGCCGGGAAUAUUCAAAAGAGCAGAAAGAAAAAUUGGCAUCGCAUCUGAGCUUUGAAAAUAUGAAAAAAGGACCAAAAUUGGCACAGAGCAGUGGCCAAAACGAAAAGACUUUCUUUAGAAAAGGUAAAUCUGGAGGUUGGGUGGAAUACUUUGAUGAUGAAAUGAAGAAAGAAGCUGAAGAAUACAUACAGAGAAACCUUGAGAAAACCGACAUGCGCUACCCUACAACAAACAAAUAAAUGAAUAUAAAAUUAU